UGUGACUCUUAUCCGGUUUCGGAUCCUUUUCCGGUUGUUUUAGUUGACGAUCAGUGUGAGUAUUGUUAGGGCUCGCCUUUAAUUUGAAUCCAUCGACGUUUAAAUUGAUCUCUAAACUUCGCCAUGGCCAAGUCAAAGAACCACACCAACCACAACCAGAACCGCAAGGCCCAUAGAAAUGGCAUCAAGAAGCCCACCAACAACAGGCACGAAUCUACCCUUGGUGUCGAUGCCAAAUUCUUGCGCAACCAGAGGUUCGCCAAGAAGCACAACCUGAAGCCCAAGGCUCAGCUUAAGAUGUUUGAGAAGAGAAAGGCUGCUGCAGCAUUCAAGGCUGCCCAGAAGAAAUAAGUUAUAAUUAAGUUCUACAUUUAUAAUAAAUGUAACAAAAAA
Molecule: messenger RNA, 393 nt
Organism: Frankliniella occidentalis (western flower thrips)
Lineage: Eukaryota; Metazoa; Arthropoda; Insecta; Thysanoptera; Thripidae
Gene: RpL29
Exons: 4
Coding region: 124-351 (75 amino acids)
Biological process (GO): cytoplasmic translation
Cellular component (GO): cytosolic large ribosomal subunit; ribosome
Molecular function (GO): structural constituent of ribosome
Source: RefSeq, a predicted model, not a curated record